AUCUUGUUGCAAGCGAUAAAUAUUAUUAAUAAUGGAAAAUACAGAAGUAGACAAUGAGCCUGAUAGUAAAAAAGCGAAAAUUCAAUCUGCUGAACAACCGAUCAGGUGUAAGUAUUUUGUGCAGCGUAAAAAACGUUACUGUAAAAUGACGGUCGGUUUUGGGAAGGAGUAUUGUGGUGAGCAUGAACCUACCGAUCGUACGAUUGAUCCGGAAUCGGGGACCAGUGAUCGGAUACCUUGCCCGCUUGAUUCGAAGCAUACAGUAUCGGCGGUUAAAUUGGAGAAACAUCUGAAAAUUUGUAACGCACGACCUCCGGCAGAACAGAAGCCAUACAUAGUGCCUGGCAUUAAUUGUACUUCGGAUGGGGAAGAAUCGGAACCAUUGCCACAGACGGAAGGUGUUUCAGGUGUGAAAUUAUCGGACAUGCCGCUGGAAGAGCUAACAACACUUAUAGCGAAGAUUGAUCGGCUUUAUGAUACGGUGGAACCGCUUAUAAAGGAACAAUCGCCACGUCACAGCAUUUUAGCGCAAGAACUAAGGACCGAACAUUAUGGACCGCAAACUUUAAAGCACCUGACACAGUCGUCCGCAUUGCUUGGUUUGCUUGAGCAGUACGAAUUUCUACAGAACGAUACCGCGUUUGUGGAGUUUGGUGCCGGUAAAGGCCAGGUGGCGUACUGGCUAGCAAGAAUAGUCGAAACACAGCUGCAAAACUGUAAAGUUCUGCUGGUAGACCGUGCCUCGCAUCGUCACAAAAAGGACAACAAAAUAGAGACGCGUGAAAUCGUGCAGCGAGUACGGGCGGACAUUGCCGAUUUGGAGCUACACAAGGUGGAUCUGCUCGAGUCAACCAAACGGCUCGUUGGCAUCGGUAAACAUCUUUGCGGUAGCGCAACCGACCUGGCCCUACGUUGUUUGGUGCGAAGCAGGGCCAAAUCCGUCGUCCUCAUGAAGGGAUGUUUGUUUGCACUCUGUUGCCAUCACCGGUGUGAAUGGCGAACGUUCGCCGGCAAACAGUUUCUGCUGGCAAACGACAUUACGCGUGCAGAUUUUGAGUGUAUCGUGCGGAUGGUAAGCUGGGCUGUAUGCGGAACGGGGAGAAGUCGUGACCGAGAGGAAGACGAAUCGAACGACAAUAAACAGGACCGGUGUGGAUUAACGCGUCUGCAGCGAGAAGCGAUUGGUCGAAAGUGCAAACGCAUUCUCGACGUAGCAAGGUUAAACUACAUGGUACAGAAUGGAUACGAGGCCAAACUUAAGUACUACGUGACGAGUGAAGUAACGCUGGAAAAUGUUUGUCUUAUAUGUGUGGACAAAUAAACAUAAUACAAGCAAGUAUUUAGCAUGCUUUAGUAAUAACAAAA
Messenger RNA from Anopheles funestus (African malaria mosquito), 1365 nucleotides. Its product is annotated as tRNA:m(4)X modification enzyme TRM13 homolog. The record is from RefSeq and is a predicted model, not a curated record. Gene Ontology annotation, biological process: tRNA methylation. The transcript has a single exon. The coding region runs from base 32 to 1321 and encodes 429 amino acids. Lineage: Eukaryota; Metazoa; Arthropoda; Insecta; Diptera; Culicidae.